AUGGCGUUAUCUAAAAAGGAGAUUAAGAUCACCACUCUCUUGGUGAUCGACACUGUGUUUUUCCUCUUGGAAAUCAUCAUCGGGUACACGGUCAACUCGUUGGCUCUUAUUGCGGACUCGUUCCACAUGUUGAACGACAUCAUUUCGUUGAUUGUCGCCCUAUGGGCCGUCAACGUCGCCAAGAACCGUUCUGCAGACGCCGAAUACACCUACGGCUGGCUGCGUGCAGAAAUCUUGGGCGCCCUCAUCAAUGCGGUCUUCCUCAUUGCCUUGUGCUUCACCAUCCUCAUCGAGGCACUCCAAAGAAUGCUCAGUCCUCCGGUCAUCACCAACGCCCAGUUGAUCUUGACUGUCGGCACCUGCGGCUUGUUGUCCAACAUCGUCGGCCUCUUCUUGUUCCACGAACACGGCCACUCCCAUGACGACGAAACAACCCAUUCUCAUUCCCACAAGCACCACAAGAGCCUCAGCGGCGAACGUUCUCCACUACUGAGCUCGGACCCAGCUGCAGAAGAUCAAGACUUGCGUCAAGUCUUACCUUCCUACGUCGUUGGCCAGUUGGACGAAAAUGCGUCCUCCUCCACCAAGCUCAACGCCUCAGGAUCCCGUAAAAAGGCUGCUCACCAAAAGUCUCUGAAUAUGCAAGGUGUUUUCCUUCACGUCUUGGGAGACGCCUUGGGAAAUGUCGGGGUCAUGCUCACUGCCCUUUUCAUCUGGAAAACAGACUACAGCUGGAAGUACUACACCGAUCCUUUUAUUUCGCUAGUCAUCACCUGCAUCAUCUUCUCCUCUGCUCUUCCCCUUUGUAAGCGUUCAUCAAGAAUCUUAUUACAGGGUACACCUUUAACUGUCGAAACUUCUGACGUUAUCCAAGACAUCCUCCAGAUCCCAUCUGUUUUAGGCGUUCACGACUUCCACAUCUGGAACUUGACCGAAAAACUACUGAUUGCUUCGUUACAUGUGGAAUUGAACAGCUCUCCUGAAAGUUUCCUCAAAAUCGCCACCGAAAUAAAGUCUUGUCUACACGACUACGGUAUCCACAGCGCCACCAUUCAGCCUGAAUUCUCCGCCUACUAUAGCCAACAACACAUGCUUCCACACAGCUUUUCAUCUACACAAAACCUAAGCCAUGCAAUUCUGAAUAAUGCUACUCAAGACGAAAUUCCAAAUCCUCAGAAAAACUUGAACCGCUCUUCUUCUGAAAUCCAUUGUUUGGUUGAUGCAAGUGCAAACUGUACUACUGGUGACUGUCUGAAAUAA
Molecule: messenger RNA, 1260 nt
Organism: Pichia membranifaciens NRRL Y-2026
Lineage: Eukaryota; Fungi; Ascomycota; Pichiomycetes; Pichiales; Pichiaceae
Exons: 3
Coding region: 1-1260 (419 amino acids)
Biological process (GO): zinc ion transmembrane transport; intracellular zinc ion homeostasis
Cellular component (GO): fungal-type vacuole membrane
Molecular function (GO): zinc ion transmembrane transporter activity
Source: RefSeq, a predicted model, not a curated record